Messenger RNA from Bursaphelenchus okinawaensis, 2452 nucleotides. The record is from the annotation of a GenBank genome assembly. Lineage: Eukaryota; Metazoa; Nematoda; Chromadorea; Rhabditida; Aphelenchoididae.
AUGGCUUGUUCAGGACCUGAUAUCUGCGGAUUUUUCACUGUAAGUGUUAAACUGCCGUUUUGCUUGCUUACAAUUAUUAGUAAUGUAAUCUCAAUUAUAAAUUAGACGCUGUAAUCCACUUUUUUUGUAACAAAACUUCGUUUCAUACCAAAAUCCUUUCGUUGCUGAGUAAACGAUGUUGUAAAUGGUAUAAAUAUGCGAAUAUUUAAUAUCGUAUUUUCCUUCGAAGCACUUUGAGGACGUGUUUGGUAUUCAGAAAACGAUUUUUACACGUUUGCUUGUUUUUCAUGUCAUGUAUAAUAUAUAUGUUCCUCUCGAAAAUGGAGUGUCCGUCUAAAAUAAUAUAAUUUUUGGUCUUUCACGGUGGCUGUAAUGUGUUUUUAUGCACUUUUAAUAGCAUGUUGUUGGUUCGAAUGUUGGGUUUUAAAGGGUAAAUUAUAAUUUGUGUAAUUCUGUGUUUGAAAUGGCAUUUACAAUAUAUGGGGCGAUUGCACGGUGCAAUAAACUCAAUUUUGAACUUUGCACCGUGCAGUCGGUUUUGCAACUUUUGUGUUUGUUUUUAGGUACUGAUUGUUUUUUAUAGCUUGUAGAAAGAGUAUUACGUUUAAAAUACGACGGGUUAACAUUUAAGGCCUCAUUUUGGUGUCAAGCAGUUGUAGUUGUCCAAUGUAAUAUCCACUUUGAUGACUAAAUUGUCAUUUUUCUUUGUUUUGACAAACCUUUUUGUACCCCCACUUCUGUAUCAUAUCAGAAAACACAAACAACACCUUAAUUUACCUCGAUGCCUCAUUAUCAGCCGCAUUUACAUGUGUUUUCACCUUUUUCUCGUUUCCUAUCUUCGGCCGCGGGGACCUUAUCCGUCUACAUUUUAAUGCACACAAAGCUAUGUAUGGCAUCGGACAGGCCCUGAGGGUCGUGCCCCUUUAACUGUGCCCUCAGGAGCAUCGGGUUGAGAUUCUUUUUGUGCCUUUCCUCCUCCAUUCUCCUCAAGAAAUCGAUUAUUUUCGCUUUUUUUCGUUAUUUUCCGCCAAAACUUUUAACUUCACCCGCUCCACGUCUCGUUCCUCGUGAAGAAUAACAUGGAUUUGACGGCUUGAACACAAGAACGACGCGUUUGGGCGGUGGGAUUUAAUGUUAGAAAGGGAUUAGGCUUGGUGUUAUUGUUGAUGAUAUCGAUAUCUGUGGAGGUUUGACAAGAUAUUUUUAAGGUUUUAAAAAGAUUUGAGAUUUAUAAAGGUCUUUAGGUACUCUAUGUUUUAAAAAUUUAAUCAAAAUUAGCUAUAACAACGAAUUUCAUUAAGAGUUAAGCUUAUUUCCUCAGGGCAAACAAGGAAAAGUGUAUAAUUAAAGGAGAAAAAAAGACAUAAAACUGUAUUUCGAUACUUUUUAUUUGCGUUUCAUGUGAUUUUAUCACCCUUUAUUGACGUAUUGGUAAAAGUUAAAACACAGGGCUAGUAGGUUUGGAUAGAGACAAUUGAAUUUGCAUAAUAAUAUUGGUUUUCAAUUUAUUAUACUAGAUGAAAACGUGCUUUAUAUGGUUUAUAAAUUGAUAUAUAGUUGUUUUUUAAAUAUUUUUUGGAAAUACUAAACAAAAAUAAUAUUUUUUAUGUUUUUUAAGGUCAAAAAGUUGAUGGACCUCUAAAGUUUUGAGACUUUAGGUUCUAUUGGCGGUUUAGGUUCGGUUUCAAAAUUUCUUUUUUUUUAUUAACAUUGUCGCAAAUACCAUUGAUAAGAUAUCACUUUUUUCAUGACUAAUAUCUAAUUUUACUUCCAAAUAACUUAAUUUAAGCUUACGUCUAACGUUAUAUUGAUCGUGUUCUACUAGCUUCGUGAUGACUUAACGUUUAGCAAAAGUUUUGUCGCUUUUGAAAGUGGAGAAGAAUGUAAAUUGACGACAAGACUUUUGUGAAGCUUUUAUAACUAAUCGCGAUAUACGAGUCAAUUAAAUGAUUUUUCUGGUCAAAAUAACAUUAUAAGAUUAACGAUUUUAUAAUUUCAGUCAUCCAAGAUGGCGUCCUUUAUAAUGAAGCAGAUGAUCGGGAACAAGUUCGACGAGGUCAGCGGCGGCCUCAGCAAGAUGGGUGGCGAAGACAACGAGAACAAGACCGAGACCGGCGAGGACCCAGAGGUAGUGGCCGCCAGACUGGAACAGGAGGAACGACGAAAGGAGAAGCACCGCAAAAUGGAGCAGGAACGAGAAAAGAUGCGCACCGACAUCCGCAGCAAGUACAACAUCCAGAAGAAGGAGGAGGGCAUGCAGUUGGACAUGGGCGCGGACGGACGUAUCGGCUCGGCUAUUAAGAAGACUCCAGAACAGCUAGCGGCCGAAAUGAACGCGCAGGACGACAGUUUGAUAGGACAACUUGGCCUAACCGAGCACGUAGACAAGGCCAAGACUGCUGUUACUGGUGCCUUUGAGACCGUGAAGGGCUUCUUUCCUUUCGGAAAGUAA